UAAAAUAAAUAUUAAUAUACUUCACUUUGCCAGCUCUAUUUUGGUCUUGCUGUCCUUGUGCCGUUUCUUCUCUCUAAUUCCUCAUAUCAUCAUACUCUUUUUUGGUGUUUGAAGCAAUCGAGAUCUGAACCCAGCGACUUGCAAUAAAGAUUGCAUCACGAGACUCUAUCCUUAUUUAAAGACGAAAAAAGCUUAUAACGUUAAACCAUGUCUGGCUCUGCAAAAACUUUGGAACCAGCAUUUCAAGGAGCCGGUCAGAGAGUAGGGACUGAAAUAUGGAGAAUCGAAAACUUUCAGCCAGUACCGUUGCCCAAGUCUAAUUAUGGUAAAUUCUACUCGGGUGAUUCAUACAUUGUAUUGCAGACUACCUCUGGCAAGGGAGGUGCGUACUUUUACGACAUACACUUCUGGUUGGGAAAAGAUACUAGCCAGGAUGAAGCUGGAACGGCAGCUAUAAAAACAGUCGAACUUGAUGCAGUUCUUGGUGGGCGUGCAGUGCAAUAUCGGGAACCUCAGGGUCAUGAAUCCGAUAAAUUUUUAUCUUAUUUCAAACCUUGUAUCAUACCACUUGAAGGAGGUGUUGCUUCCGGUUUUAAGGAAACCGAAGAAGAAGAAUUCCAAACACGACUAUACACAUGCAAAGGAAAACGAGUCGUCAAGUUGAAGCAGGUGCCGUUUUCUCGAUCCACAUUGAAUCAUGAUGAUGUCUUUAUCUUGGAUACUAAAGAUAAAAUCUUUCAAUUUAACGGGGCGAACUCGAAUAUACAAGAAAGGGCUAAAGCUUUGGAAGUUAUUCAGUUUUUAAAGGAUAAAUAUCAUGAGGGGACAUGCGAUGUUGCAAUUGUUGAUGACGGGAAGCUACAAGCAGAGGGUGACUCCGGUGAAUUUUGGGUUAUAUUCGGUGGCUUUGCUCCUAUUGGCAAAAAGGUUGCAAGUGAAGAUGAUAUUAUUCCCGAGAAGACCCCUCCGAAACUUUAUUGCAUUACUGAAGGUCAGGUUAAGGAAGUGGAUGGUGAACUUUCAAAAUCUUUACUGGAAAACAACAAAUGCUAUCUAUUGGAUUGUGGUUCAGAGGUGUUUGUUUGGGUCGGGCGAGUAACGCAAGUGGAAGAACGAAAAGCCGCCAUGCAGGCUGCUGAGGAGUUUAUAACAAGCCAAAAUCGGCCCAAGUCAACUCGUGUAACCCGGCUUAUUCAAGGUUAUGAAACGCAUUCAUUCAAGUCAAACUUUGACUCAUGGCCAUCAGGCUCAGCACCUUCUGCCCCCGAGGAGGGUAGAGGCAAAGUAGCAGCUCUAUUGAAGCAACAAGGUGUCGGUCUUAAAGGCCUUGCAAAAGCUUCGACAGCUGUUGAAGAAGUCCCACCUUUGCUCGAAGAAAAUGGAAAAAUCGAGGUGUGGCGGAUUAAUGGCAGUGCUAAAACACCAGUAGCAAAGGAGGACGUCGGUAAAUUUUACAGCGGAGAUUGCUACAUUGUUCUUUACACCUACCAUUCUAAUGAAAAGAAAGAAGACUACUACCUCUGCUGUUGGAUCGGCAAAGACAGCAUCGAGGAGGACCAGAACAUGGCUGCUCGGCUGGCGACAACGAUGUUUAACUCACUCAAAGGAAGACCAGUUCAGGGUCGUGUAUAUCAAGGGAAAGAACCGCCACAGUUUGUUGCCAUCUUCCAGCCUAUGGUUGUGUUGAAGGGUGGGUUAAGCUCUGGUUACAAGAAUUACAUUGCCGACAAAGGAUUAAAUGACGAAACGUAUAGCUCAGAUGAAGUAGCCCUCAUUCAGAUAUCUGGAACUUCAUUGCAUAAUAAUAAAGCCGUUCAAGUCGAAGCUGUGGCAACCUCUUUAAAUUCGUACGACUGUUUUCUUCUUCAAUCUGGUUCAUCGUUGUUCACCUGGCACGGAAACCAGAGCACGGUUGAGCAACACACUCUAGCUGCUAAAAUUGCUGAAUUUUUGAAGCCUGGUGCCAACGUGAAGUUUGCUAAAGAAGGAACAGAGAACCAAACCUUCUGGUUUGCACUUGGAGGGAAACAAGGGUACACCAGUAAAAAAGUAACACAAGAAACCGUCCGAGAGCCUCACUUGUUCGCAUUUUCAUUCAAUAAAGGAAAAUUUGAGAUUGAGGAAAUCUACAAUUUUUCACAAGAUGAUCUCUUGACGGAGGAUAUUUUAAUUUUGGAUACACACGCUGAGGUGUUCGUUUGGGUUGGUCAAUCGGUUGACUCCAAGGAAAAGCAAAGUGCCUUUGAAGUUGGCCAGAAAUACAUAGAGUCGGCUGCAUCUCUUGAUGGACUAUCCCCAUCGGUGCCCUUAUACAGAGUUACAGAAGGAAACGAACCGAACUUCUUCACAACGUUUUUCUCAUGGGAUUCCGCAAAAGCCAAUGCUCACGGGAACUCGUUCCAGAAGAAGAUUUUGCUAAUGUUUGGGCUUGGGGGAGGUCAUUCUGCAGAGAGUCAAGAUAGGUCAAACGGAAACCAGGGCGGGCCCACUCAAAGAGCUUCAGCGUUGGCGGCGUUGAACUCUGCUUUCAAAUCUUCUCCACCUGCUAAAUCUUCAGCUUCUCCAAAGGCACCGAGUCGGGGUUCACAAAGAGCAGCCGCAGUCGCUGCUUUAUCUUCGGUUCUCACUGCUGAAAAGAAGGGCCCGUCUGAUGCUUCUCCAGUCCGGCCCGUUAGAAGCCCACCAUCUGAAACCGUCUCACCUGCCAUAGCCAAAAGCGAAGAACCUUCCAAUGGUUUGGAGAGUAACGAAGGCUCGGAAGUCACAACCGAGACAUCCGACCCAGUUCAAGAGACGAACGGCGAAGGUUCAGCAACAAAGUCCACAACAGAAGAACCCGAGUGUGUUAGUGUCGACAGUCGAAGCACUUUCAGUUAUGAACAACUUAGGGCUAAAUCUGAGAACCCAGUUACAGGAAUCGACUUUAAGAGAAGAGAGGCUUAUCUAUCUGCUGAAGAAUUCGAAGCGGUACUCGGGAUGACAAAAGAAGCGUUCUACAAAAUACCGAAGUGGAAGCAAGACAUGAUGAAGAAGAAAGUUGAUCUGUUCUAGGAGUUGAAAUGAUAAGAUACAUUCUUUCGAUUCUUCGUUUUUCAUCGUGUUGGUGUUUUGGUGAUUAUAGGAGUUAGUGUGGGUUGUUUAAUACCCGAGUAAAGAGUGAUUUUUUUGGCUCUCUUUUGCUGCUGCAAGUGAUUGAUUAUGUUAUGUUAUGUUUAAGGUAGGCACUUUGGUAUGGUAUGGUAAUGUAUCUGUGUUUGAGUUUGUUUGUGGAGAAAAGACUGUAAAUGGUGAUGUGUUUGUAAUUUGAGAAUUCAGGGUCAAAAGAGAUUAUAUUGGUUUUUGGUUUUUGAUUGUUGGGCAGAAGACUGUAAAUGUUGCCAUUAUUCUAUUUAUCAGACAAAGAUGGGCUUCUUAAUGACAUUAAAUAUGUACAUGUUUGGAUACA
This is a messenger RNA of Helianthus annuus (common sunflower), 3445 nucleotides long. Its product is annotated as villin-3. Bases 208 to 3051 code for a protein of 947 amino acids. The transcript has 23 exons. Gene Ontology annotation, biological process: actin filament severing; cytoskeleton organization. The record is from RefSeq and is a predicted model, not a curated record. Gene Ontology annotation, molecular function: actin filament binding. NCBI's taxonomy places the organism in Eukaryota, Viridiplantae, Streptophyta, Magnoliopsida, Asterales, Asteraceae.